This is a messenger RNA of Pteronotus mesoamericanus, 4411 nucleotides long. RefSeq names its product HEAT repeat containing 6 (gene HEATR6). Lineage: Eukaryota; Metazoa; Chordata; Mammalia; Chiroptera; Mormoopidae. The transcript is spliced from 20 exons. The record is from RefSeq and is a predicted model, not a curated record. The coding region runs from base 14 to 3529 and encodes 1171 amino acids.
CAACGUAGGAAAGAUGGCGACGGUGCAAGUCGCCAGCUCCGUGCUGGGCGGGUCGCCGCGGGAGGCGCCGCGGGAGCUUCCCCGAGAGCAGGGCGCCGGGUUCCGCCGCCUGUCGGCCAGGCUCUGCGCCCUGCGCCCGGACGACAGCAGCUCCUCCCGCACCGAGAUCCACCUGCUCUUAGACCAGCUCAUCUCGGAGAACUACAGCGAGGGCGGCGGCGUGGCCCCGGAGGAUGUCAACCCUCUGCUUGUCCAAGCUUGUCAACUGGUGCCUCUGAAUCAGAAUCAUCUCGUCAGCAAAGUGUCUCAGCUUAUCCACCAUUUACUUAACACGUUACAGGUGAUUGUUGACGAGCAGAACCUGGGUUUCCUGUUGGCGUAUACGAUUUCCGCUCUCCAGCAGUGCAGCCCCUGGACGCACGUGAAAGUUCUCCAGGCCCUGGCCGCCCUGGUUUACUGCAAUGGCUCCAAGUGUCAAAAGUUCCUCCCAGACUUACUAGGCAAGAGUGGGCUCCUGGUGAAGCUGAGUGACCGGACUCAGUCCGACCCCGAAGUUAGGAGAGCUGCAGUACACUGUAUGGCGAACCUGUGUCUCAGUGUCCCCGGACAGCCCUACCUGGAGGAGCCCUACCAGAGCAUCUGCUUCCACGCUUUCUUGACCACCUUACAGUCUCCAAAAUCACCUGAUAUGGAUGACAUCACGUUUUGCAUGCUGUUACAAAAUGCAUUGAAAGGUAUACAGUCUCUUCUAAACGGCGGGAAGAUGAAGCUGACACAGACUGAUGAACUUGGAGCUCUCCUGGCUGUGCUGAAGAAAUCCAUGUUUCACGGACUCCCGGGAGUGCACGUAGAGAUGCCCACCGUGCUGUACCCCACCCCGCUCCCUCAGUGCGACGGGCGGCCCCCCGCCAGGCCGCCGCUGUCCGAGCCCGGCCCCUCUCGACCAGCAGCGAAUAAAAAGAAAAAGUCCAAAAUAAAACCAAAGAAAAUCCAGCAAGGAGAGGAGGAGGAGGAAGAGUCCAGUGGUGAAAGGGAAGCGACCCCGGUCAGUGGCCCGGGCAGAGUGAGCCUGCACGGUGGGAGCGCCCAGUGCCCCUCCCCGCUGGGGGCCCAGAGCUCGCCGCUGGACGGAAGCGGCGCGGCAGGGAAAGAUCCAGCCUCCUCGCCCUUCGGCUCUGCCACCUGGAGAAGGGUCAGCAGCAGUGAGUCGGACUACUCGGAUGCAGAGGGAGGCAUGCAGAGUAAAACGAGGUCCUACCAAGCCAAAGUUCGCCAAGGAGCAUUAGCUUGUUUCCUUUCUACUAUAAAAUCAAUAGAAAAAAAAGUGCUUUAUGGCUACUGGUCGGCCUUCGUUUCUGACACGCCUGAGCUCGGGAGCCCGCAGUCUGUUUCCUUGAUGACACUCACGUUAAAAGACCCUUCCCCAAAGACACGUGCCUGUGCUCUGCAAGUUCUGUCUGCCAUCUUGGAAGGCUCAAAGCAGUUUCUUUCUGUGGCUGAAGAUACCAGUGACCACAGAAGGGCUUUUACCCCUUUCUCUGUCAUGAUCGCGUCCAGCAUCAGGGAGCUGCACAGAUGUCUUUUGUUAGCUCUGGUGGCUGAGUCAUCCUCGCAGACCCUUACUCAGAUCAUCAAGUGCCUUGCAAAUUUAGUAUCCAAUUCACCUUAUAACCGUCUGAAACUCAGCCUGCUGACCAAAGUCUGGAACCAAAUAAAGCCUUAUAUCCGCCACAAAGAUGUUAACGUUCGUGUGUCAAGCCUCACACUCUUGGGAGCCAUAGUGUCCACUCACGCACCUUUACCUGAAGUGCAGCUGCUUCUGCAACAGCCCUGUUCUUCCGGACUCAGCAACAGCAAUCCAGCAACCCCUCACCUCAGCCACCCUGACUGGUGGAAGAAAGCCCCCUCGGGACCUUUCCUGGAAGAAGCAUCGGCUGGCUCACCAAAGGGGCCUUCCGAGCCCUGCUGGCUCAUCCGACUCUGCAUCUCCACGGUUGUGCUGCCCAGGGAGGAUUCCUGCGCAGGCGUCGAUGCUGGCUGUGCGGCAGGCGGCGCCUAUGUGCCAUCCCCCAUGCGACUGGAGGCCUUACAGGUAUUGGCCCAUCUGGCAAGGGGCUAUUUUUCAGUGGCUCAGGUCUACCUGAUGGAGCUUGGAGAGGUGAUUUGCAAGUGCAUGGGGGAAGCAGAUCCAUCUAUUCAGCUUCAUGGAGCAAAGCUUCUGGAAGAGCUGGGGACAGGUGUGAUACAGCAGUACAAGCCAGACUCUGCCCUAGCACCCGAUCAGAGGGUGCCAGUCACCUUGGUGGUGCUGUUCUGGACCAUGAUGCUGAGCGGCCCUUUACCCAGAGCCCUGCAGAACUCGGAGCACCCGACUCUGCAGGCGAGCGCGUGUGACGCCCUGUCUUCCAUCUUGCCCGACGCCUUCCGGAACCUGCCGAGUGACUGGCAGAUCCUGUGCAUCACGGUGCUGCUCGGCCUGAACGACAGCAAGAACCGUUUGGUGAAAGCUGCGGCCUCGCGGGCGCUUGGGGUCUACGUGCUUUUUCCCUGCCUCAGACAGGAUGUCAUAUUCGUUGCGGACACAGCAAAUGCAAUAUUGAUGUCGCUUCAAGACAAGUCUCUGAACGUCCGAGCCAAAGCAGCCUGGUCCCUGGGCAACCUGACAGACACUCUGAUUGUCAACAUGGAUACACCAGACCCCAGUUUCCAGGAGGAGUUCUCUGGUCUCCUGCUCCUGAAGAUGCUGCGAUCAGCUAUAGAAGCAUCCAGGGACAAAGACAAGGUAAAAAGUAAUGCAGUCCGGGCCCUUGGAAAUUUGCUUCAUUUUCUACAACCGUCUCACAUAGAAAAACCCCGAUUCGCUGAAAUCAUAGAGGAAUCUAUCCAGGCCCUAAUUUCUGCCGUCCUGACCGAGGCUGCCAUGAAGGUCCGAUGGAACGCUUGUUACGCGCUGGGAAACGCAUUUAAAAACCCUGCCCUUCCGCUGGGAAUAGCCCCGUGGACCUCCCAGGCCUACAAUGCCCUGACGUCAGUUGUGACAUCAUGCAAGAACUUCAAAGUGCGCAUCAGAUCUGCCGCCGCCCUCUCCCUGCCCGGCCGGAGAGAGCACUAUGGGCCUGUCGGCCAGUACACACAGAUCUGGAACGCGCUGGUCACUGCCUUACAGAAGAGCGAGGACACCAUGGACUUCCUGGAGUUCAAGUACUGUGCCAGCCUCCGGACCCAAAUCUGCCAGGCGCUGAUUCACCUCCUGAGCCUGUCCAGUGCCCCAGACCUGCCGUGCAUCAAAGAAAGCUUGGAAUUGAAUGGAGACAUGGUCCAGUCCUAUAUUCUACAGUUUUUAAAAUCGGGAGCAGAGGGCGAUGACAACGGAGCCCCCCAUAGCCCACUGGAAAGAGACCAGAUGGUCAGAACGGCCCUGGAGCACGUGAGCAGUGUCCAGGCCCCUGGGGGCGACGCAGCCAAAAGGGCUGUCAUGGGCUUCUUGCAAGAUACCCUGACCAUUUACUUUGACUCGUUUGGGUCCUAAGUGCCCUCCUCGGUUGAGUAAAUCAGUGACUGUUCCACCAUACUUUUCAGGAGUCAAGCGGUAAAAGGAAAACCCAAGCCUGAGCAUCAGAUAUGGGUGGUUUAAUCUCAGGAGCAGAAGUAAUCCACCCACGAGUUAUUUAGAAUAAAUUAGCAGCUAUGUAAGUUUUUCUAACAGGGCUCAGCCACUUUUGAGAGUGGUCCUGCGGCAUUGGCCGUGGUCGGGCUUGUUGGGACCUCAGACCCGUGCAGCCAGGAGCCAAGGAGUUGGGUUGUGUGGGCUGAGCAGAGUGGGGGUGUGAGGGUUGUUUAGUCUCAGAAGAAUUAAAAAAAAAAAAAAAGGCAGCCCUGGCCAGGUCACUCAGUGGGUUAGUGUCGUCUCAACGCCCCAAGGCGGUAGGUUCAGCCCCCUGUCAGGGCACACGCAAGAAUCACCCAACAAAUCCAUAAAUAAGCGGAGCUUCAAAAACAAGUCGAUGUUCUUCCCUCUCUUUCUCUAAAAGUCAAUAAAUUUUUUUUCAUCGUUUUAAAAAGCAGCAAAAGAAUUUAGGAAUUUUGCCUGUGGGAACUGUUUUUCUUUUGUAAUAAACUAGUGAGAACUCGUGUACCCGUAACCUCCUGUUUUUAUAAGGCUGCGUUUAUGGAAAGCUGCGAGCAGUGCGGACGUCCGGCCGGUUUGCACGGGCACGGCUGCGUGGUUGCUGAAGCACCAUGAGCUCCUCAUGGGAGGGUGGACACCUGCUGCCCCGGGAGCCCCUCCACGCCUUCUGAAGAGAGCGGCUUAUUUUCUUGUCAUUUUUGUAAAAGUAGAAGUGUGGCAUAUAGACCUUAUUUCUAGUUCUUUGGGCUUUUACUAGUGGGUUUCUUGAUAAAAUAAUUGUGA